UUUGUAUGCUUAUGUGUUUUCGUGUCGCAGUUUGAAUGCGAAGAAGAAAAGAAGAUCUGUGAGUUUUCAGAAAACCUUGAGGUCUGAUCCGGAUCAACCUGUUUCCAACAGAAGGAUGGACUGUCGAGCUGACAGCGAUCUGUUCCUUCUGACUGACGAGAAGUUUGACUUCGAUGUGUCUCUGUCACCUGCCAGCUCCAAAGGUGAUGAAGAUGAAGAUGAGGUGUUUGUGGGCCCAGUCAGCCAUAAAGAGAGGUGCAUCUCUGUUAACGUGGUGUCUCGGCUUGAAGGCGGCGGUAGGGGCAUGCGGGUGAGCUGGAGUCCACUGAGCGGCGAUCAGCUGGAGGCUGUGUGUCAGGAAGCCCACAAACUAGCUGACCAGCUGCAGUGUGGUGAACUGAGCCAGUUACACAGCGAGGACGUCAAGACCAACAGUACGACCACCGACACCGCAGCUGACAGAGAUGAGUUCGUCCAGGAUGCCGAGGCCAAGCUGGGUGUGCUCGAUCAGACCGCCAGUGCACUCAGCCCAAUCAAACGGCAGACCUUCUGUGUGCAGGACAGUCCCAUGAAGCAGCUUCCACCUGCUGUCCAGCGCCAAAUGCAGAGAGGAAGUAGCUCUAACUUAGUCCAGUCCACUCGCCCCGGCAACUCAGCUCUAUCCACUUGGCGUGCCAGCACAGCUUCGUCCACCCGCCCCACUGCCACCUCUAGACUCAGCACCUCUAGACUCAGCACCUCCAGCCCUGCGGCUGGGAUCAAACCUCAGCCCAGGACAGGGCUGCGAGGGAAAGCCACGCUGGGGGUUGGUGUCGUGCUGCCAAGCAAACCGGCUGCCCCAACAACGUCCUGUUCAGCCAGUAAGAGCAGAGUGGAGAAAACCAGACUGCAACCACCGAGCAAAGCAGUGGGGAGUUGGAGGCGUAGUCCGUGCUCUCGCUCCUCCAGCAGGGCGGGGUCAUGUGAGGAUCUGCUCUCUGAUUCAGCGAGCGUGGCGUCUGACAUCAGCGACUCCUCCCUUAACUCCAGUCUGCUGGGAAAGCGUGCGCUGGCUCCGCCCACCAAGAGUGCUGUGAGGAACCUGUCAGGUGUGAAAGCCCCGCCUCCCCAGAGGAGGAAGGUGACAGAGAGGAAGAACACGUCCUCAUCCUCGUCAUCAGUGUCCAGCUUCAACUCCAGCAUGUCUCUGUCCCCAGCUAAAGGUAAGCUUAACUCCUCUCUGAACCGGAGUUUGAGUGCCUCCACUGGCCCCGCCCCCAGCAGUAUCAGCAGACCGGCUAAUCACAGCAGACUGCGCCGCUCCACUGUCUACGCCACCGCAGAGCCAGCGUCAACCACCACUGGCCGCCGCUCGCUUUCCACACAGGCCAGGAAGCUGUCAGAGGUGGAGCGUGUCAAAGCCAACAGGUCCACGCCACUAAAAAAAGCCGAGGCCACGCCCCUCAAGCUGACCCCCACCAAGACAGUUUUGGAGAGGGCCGCUUCAAACCCCACCUCGGCCUCAGCCCGGACACAGAGCGGAUUCAAGACCAAAUCCAAACCAGAGGCACUGGUCCUACCAACACCCAGCGGAGGAGUCAGAGGAGUCCGCCAAGGAGAUGCUCCAGACGUCUCAAAGAUGCUGAAGCCCAAGAGGCUGAUGUCAGUGAGCAGUGUGGAGAGUCUUCCUCAGAAGCUCUCUGCUGGUCCUCUGACGCCCUCUGCUGGCAACUGUGGGCUGCUGCAGGGGAAGGCACGGCGUCCCUCCGCCCUUCCUACCCCAGUCAAGCGCAGGACAUCUGCCAUCCCCCUCGCCACGCCUACAAACCAGAUAAGGCCCACCAGACCGCCACCAACCUCUGAGCUUGAGCCUGAGCUUGAACCUGAGCCUGAGCCUGAGCCUGAGCCUGAGCCUGAGCUUGCCUCAGCCAAGACAGAGAGAAGCUGCAGCCCCGCCCACACAGAUACACAGGAGGUGGAGUCCGUUCAUGCCCCUGACAUCCAGCCCUUCUGUCUGGAGGAGGAGGAAGAGGAGGAGCAUGCUGCCCUGCCCUCCAGCCCCCCAAAACCUGACCAAUCAGAGAGCCCGGAUUCUGCGGCACAGAGUCAGGGUGAAACAGAGCCCAGUACGAACCUGAUCGAACUGGAAACAACAGAGCAAAGCAAGACACAGGAGGUUCUCCUGUUGGAUCUUCCCGCUCCGUCUCUGCAGCCUCAAGAGAAACUGCUCAUCGACUUGACCAACACUCCCGACCUGAUCCGGACCAGCAGCAAGACCUGCACCACAACUCAGCAGCUGAUCGACCUGAGCUCUCCGCUCAUCAAGUGGAGUCCAGAAGACAAGAGAGAGAACAACGCUCCACUCAUCAACCUGUCCUUCUGAUCCAGAUCCUCCUCAAGACCUGGAUCUGAGGGUCUCUGCAGUAAACUGGUCUCAGCAGGUUUCUGUCUUCAGAGAAUCUAAUAAUUAUAAUCCAGUUAACGACAGAGUUUUAAUCAGUGAAAAGUGUGUGUGAGUGUUUAUGUUUUAAAUGAUGAAAAUAUUCAAAGGUUGCUGAAGGUUUUCUGCACCUGAUUGUACUUUUAUUUGUGUCCGUCUUGCUGCUCUUAUUGAUGUCUGAAUAAAUGUUGAUUAUGUCAAUACUGUAAA
This is a messenger RNA of Plectropomus leopardus (leopard coralgrouper), 2629 nucleotides long. RefSeq names its product G-2 and S-phase expressed 1 (gene gtse1). Lineage: Eukaryota; Metazoa; Chordata; Actinopteri; Perciformes; Serranidae. Gene Ontology annotation, molecular function: microtubule binding. The record is from RefSeq and is a predicted model, not a curated record. Gene Ontology annotation, cellular component: cytoplasmic microtubule; microtubule cytoskeleton.